AUGCUGCAUCAAACUCUGGGAAAGGCCUGGUCCUGUUCAGCCCAUGCUUCUCAUGAAAUUCGCCUGCUCUUAAAAGACAGAGUUGUACGCCACAACGAACCAAGGUCGCUUAAAAAGGUGAAGCGGUCAAGCCAACCACCGUGUUUCACGAUAUCCCAUAAACCGCCAAUGAGCUCUGCACUUUGGAAGUCAGCCAAAAUCGAGAUUAUUGAUCCAGAUCAAGCGGUCGAUGACGAAUACAAGACAGUCAGAUUCAGAGAGGCGCAUCCCACGAGAUGUUGCCUAGGCCAGCAAAGCAUGAACAUCCGAAGUAUUCAUGGUUUAAAAGUAGUCGGAGAUCUUUGCACCGUCUUCCGUUGUUAUAACGGGUUUGGUUUUGGACUUGACGACCAGGGUGUGCUUUACGAGACCUACCAAGCCGAGAUCAAACCGGCAUGUUGCGCGGAGAAUCUAAUCAGCCUUCAGGAGCUCCUCCUAGCACAUUCUGGCAUGAAGUCCUUCACUCCUUUGACUGAGGAGCAACGGUAUCGACUGUCAAUUAUCCUAACUUCAUCAUUCAUCCAACUCCAUUCAACUCCCGGGCUCAAUAAACACUGGAACCAACACACAGUAUUCUUCUCUUCAAGCUCAGUUGAUGAUCAGCUUGUGAUUGACCUUCGGCAUCCUUUCAUCGCGGAGAGUUAUGGGAGUUCUCCAUGUCGAAGCACCGCUUCAAUCGAUGCCAAGGAACUUGCAGAUGACAGCACAAAUCUACUCAUGCUGGCAAAGAUCCUUCUUCAGAUCAAGUUCCAUGGCCGACCGAGUUCCAUCAGCAAUAUAGAAAGAGCAUCGAAUCCAACAACGUUUGACCGAGUUCGAGAAUCUCAACUCCUCAAUCAGUGGGUAUUUCAGGAGAGGGAGAACUUAUCCUUUGCGCACUACAACGUCAUUCAGUUCUGCAUAGCAUCUCCAAAUAGCAUUGACGCUGAUCUUUGGGAUCUAAAGUUUCGACAAAUAGUCCUGGACCGAGUGGUUGUGCCUUUGGUUAAUGAACUAAGUCACUGGCAAGGGGUCAUGUAA
Fusarium mangiferae is the source of this 1059-nucleotide messenger RNA. RefSeq lists its product as uncharacterized. The coding region runs from base 1 to 1059 and encodes 352 amino acids. The record is from RefSeq and is a predicted model, not a curated record. Lineage: Eukaryota; Fungi; Ascomycota; Sordariomycetes; Hypocreales; Nectriaceae. The transcript has a single exon.